This is a messenger RNA of Suillus clintonianus, 639 nucleotides long. RefSeq lists its product as uncharacterized. Lineage: Eukaryota; Fungi; Basidiomycota; Agaricomycetes; Boletales; Suillaceae. The transcript is spliced from 2 exons. Bases 1 to 639 code for a protein of 212 amino acids. The record is from RefSeq and is a predicted model, not a curated record.
AUGGUGGGCCGGCCAGGAUCUCGGACGUCAUUCGAACAGUCUCGCCGUCCUUCACAGGAUGCCACGGAAGAAGAAAACAAACAACUUCGAAAGAAGGUGAAGGAACUUGAGCUAGUCAAUGAGAAAGCUCGCCAGCGCAUUAGGGAACUUGAAGCAGAAUUAGAUGGCCGCAGCAUCGGCGGCCCUUCAAUCAGACACCCAGACCCGUCCACGGCUGUGCAGGCAUCCUGGAAAGCUCGGACAGAGGCUCGAACACGGCUUUUCUGCUCGUUGAAUCGCGCUGGAAAUGCGUUAUGCUCCUGGCACGAUUCGCGUCGGGAGCGUCGAGUAUACCCACCGCGUAUGGCUCCUGUUGGUUAUCUAAACUGUGGUUGCUCAUACGACGAGGCACUUUUCGAAGAAAGUUUGUCUCGUCAUGGUGUUGGCAGCUACCAUCCUGGAGAGGCCGUCCGUAUGGACCCUGCCCUUCGUAACCCUCUCCUCAAAAUACUGCAGGAGCGAUAUGGAUAUAGGGAUGGCGACUUUGAAAGAAAUCCGGUAACGGGAGAUUGGGUAGAGGGAGAGGGAAACGCCAUGUGGGAGCAAAAACUGCUUUCAGGUUCUUCUAGCUCCAGGAAAAGAGGCGAGGAUCGUCGGUAA